Molecule: messenger RNA, 1406 nt
Organism: Bufo gargarizans (Asiatic toad)
Lineage: Eukaryota; Metazoa; Chordata; Amphibia; Anura; Bufonidae
Gene: ZDHHC12
Product: zinc finger DHHC-type palmitoyltransferase 12
Exons: 5
Coding region: 109-915 (268 amino acids)
Biological process (GO): peptidyl-L-cysteine S-palmitoylation; protein targeting to membrane
Cellular component (GO): Golgi apparatus; endoplasmic reticulum
Molecular function (GO): protein-cysteine S-palmitoyltransferase activity
Source: RefSeq, a predicted model, not a curated record
CGCCACGGUAACCAUGGUAACACGCUUCCUCGUUCCGCAGCCUGCUCGUGGCUUCCGGUUUGCCUUACCGCCUGGCUGUGAUGUAGGGCGCGGGGUCUUAGAGCCGUCAUGUUCCACAGCACGUGGGGCCCCGGGUGCGGGAUUAGGGCGGUGCACACCGGGCUGACGUGCGGGGUGCUGCUGGUGCUGUUCCUGCAUGACACUGAUUUGUUUUCUCAGGAGAAUGCCUGGAUCCACCCAAAGCCGUUCAUGUUUGUCCUAUUGGUCGGGUGCUCCACAGCGCUGUAUUAUGGGGUGUCGCUCAUGGACCCGGGCUAUGUACUUGCCGACUAUGAAGAGAAGCAUGAUCCCCGUCCAGGGAAUGAGGGGCAGGAGAUGACAUCACUGAACCCCGGGGCGGUGCGGAUGAGGCGCUGUGGAUACUGCCUGUUAAAGCCGAUGAGAUCGCGGCACUGCAAAUCCUGCCAGCGCUGUGUGCGGAGGUACGACCACCACUGCCCCUGGAUUAGUAACUGUGUGGGAGAGAAGAACCAUCGCGUCUUCAUCUUGUACCUGGCUCUUCAGCUGAUGGUGCUGCUCUGGGCUUUCCACAUCGCGUGGUCUGGAUUCCAUGCCGAAGAGACCUGGACCGAGUGGCUGUACGCCAACAUCUUCUUGCUUGCGGCCUUCAUUGUGAUUGGGAUCUUCACGGUGGUGGUGAGCCUGCUGCUGGUAAGCCACCUGUACCUCAUCUCCUGCAAUGUCACCACCUGGGAGUUCAUGUCCCACCAUCGCAUCUCCUACCUCAAGCAGUGCGACUCUGACGCCAACCCCUUUGACAGGGGCAUCCUCCGCAACCUGUGGAGCUUCUUCUGUACGUGCGGGAACGUGGUCUGGGAGCGGGUUUAUUUCAGAGACAUGCUUAAUGCUGUGUGAGACUGCAGCAGAACGAACCAAAUCCCCUAUAGAAAGCGCAGCGCCUGGCAUUGGCCUCGGGUAUCGCUAGUGGGUGCCGUCGCCAAAACCAGUGUUGUGUUUUUGUUUCUCAGGACAAUGGGGACAGUGCUUAGAAAUCCAAAGGCUCCCAAACCCACUAUUGCAGGGAUCAGCACAACCUUCGGCACUCCAUCUGCUGUGAAACUACAACUCCCAGCAUUCACCUUUUACUCUGCUUUUCUUGUAACUCCUAUAGAAGUGAAAGUAGGAUUCUGGGAGUUGUAGUUCCAGAACAUCAGGAGUGCUGAAGGUUGCUAAUCCCUGCGUUAGUCUAUUGUAGGCCGACCUCACCCUGUUCUGCAGACAGUCUUAGGGUCCAUUCACACGUCCGUAGUGUUUUGCGGAUCCGCAAUACGCCCAUAGAACUGCCUAUUCUUGUCUGCAAUUGCGGACAAGGAUAGGACACGUUCUAUAUAUAUAUUUUUUUUUUC